Helianthus annuus (common sunflower) is the source of this 759-nucleotide messenger RNA. RefSeq lists its product as uncharacterized. The coding region runs from base 1 to 759 and encodes 252 amino acids. The record is from RefSeq and is a predicted model, not a curated record. NCBI's taxonomy places the organism in Eukaryota, Viridiplantae, Streptophyta, Magnoliopsida, Asterales, Asteraceae. The transcript has a single exon.
AUGGCUACUUCAAAGGUUUCUUUGAAACUUUUAAUACACAAAAAGCAACAACGAGUAUUGUUUGCAGAAGCUGGCAAGGAUUUCAUUGAUUUUUUAUUCAGUCUCCUCGUUUUACCAAUGGGCACCGUGAUCAGACUCUUGGGCGAUCGAGACAUUGUGGGUGGCUUGGCUAAGCUUUACAAAAGCGUCUCAGAUCUGAACAAUGACUACAUACAGCCAAACCAGAAUAAGGACGUCCUCUUAAAACCGAAAUCUUCGGCUCCAUUCUCCUCUCCUAAACUCCCCCUGCUUCCUAGUGAAGCAUUUUCAUCAUCAACCACAUUGUACCAGUGUCGGCAUUGCAACACUCUUUCUACUUAUCCCCGUACUUGUCCGGUUCUAGAUUGUACGCGUACAAUGUACGUCUCGCCGGCCCCGGGUUCUUCAACUGGUCUUUACAAGUGUACGUCUAAAAGCUGCAACAUGCGAUCUACUACUAUUCGCAUGUGUCCGUCUUGUCCCAAUUCAUAUAUUUGCUCUAUUGAUGAUGACUUCAUUUUGAAGUCCGCAGCGGAUGCAAAGCCGGGAGUAGGAUUCGUAAAGGGAUUGGUGACAUACAUGGUGAUGGAUGACCUUGUUGUUUCUCCCAUGUCCACAAUCUCUAACAUCACUUUGCUCAACAAGUUCAACAUCAAGGAUUUGGGUGAUUUACAGGAGAAGGUUGUUAAUAUGGGCAUGAAUGAGGUAUUUCGGUUACAUCUUUUGCUUACUGCUUCCUAG